Mya arenaria is the source of this 1659-nucleotide messenger RNA. RefSeq lists its product as uncharacterized. Lineage: Eukaryota; Metazoa; Mollusca; Bivalvia; Myida; Myidae. Gene Ontology annotation, molecular function: ubiquitin-protein transferase activity; zinc ion binding. Gene Ontology annotation, biological process: positive regulation of DNA-templated transcription. The record is from RefSeq and is a predicted model, not a curated record. The coding region runs from base 1 to 1659 and encodes 552 amino acids. Gene Ontology annotation, cellular component: chromatin; nucleoplasm. The transcript has a single exon.
AUGGCAGAAAACAUCGAGAAUGGCUCUGAAAUAAUUGACAGUGUUGGUUAUAAAGCUGGCAAGAAUCGCUGGUGCCAACCAUGUAGCGAGGACGGGAAAGAAAUCAGCGCGGAGGGAUUAUGUACCGAUUGUGAAGAAUAUCUCUGCUUGACAUGCUUCAACGCGCACUGCAUUCCUCGAUGUUACAGAGGUCACACUAUUUUGAAGAAUGAGCAGAUAAAGACAACGGGGUCAGAUGUUGACCAUGUCCAGAGUCGCUCUAGUACUCAUUCGGAAUAUUGCUCUUUACAUAAACACAAAUUACUGACGCAUUUUUGUGAGGGACAUCAAGAACUUUGUUGUGAAAGUUGUAUAAACGUCCUUCAUAAAUCUUGCUUCGAUGCUCAACGAGUAAGUUUAUUGGAAGGUGAUGAUUUAGAAAUGAGUGAAGAAUGGGGACUUUUUAACAAGCAGUUAGAAAAAGUUCAAGCAUCAUACAAAUCAAUUCGUAGUGAAACUGUUGCCAGUGUAGAGAGGAAGGACGAGGUUCACCAAACGGCAUUGAAGGCAUUUGUCGCUGCAAUUGACAAAAUAGAACAAAGUGACAAAGACCGGCUGAUUAAUACCAAGGCAGUGUGUGAUGCGACCCUAGAUCAAAUAUCUUCUUGGCGCUUAGACAUCGAGAAAAAAUCACAAAACAAAAAUGUCCGAGGCUUGCGUCUUCUUAUGAAACGCACAGAAUCAUCUUUGAAAAUCAUGAAAGAAAAUUCUCAACAGUUGUUGGAAAAUAGCCUCAACACUGGCUAUGAGUUUGUUUCCAAUAACGCAAUGCCGUUUGAAGUCGCCACACAGAUUGGCUUUCUAACAAUGUCACCGUACUUAUGCAAACAGAUCACUGUACGAAAUAAAGGUGAACUCCAAGCUGUCAUAUGCACGUCCCUACAUUUUGUACCUGGCGAAAAGCUUGUUGCUAACGAUUUGAGGAAUAAUUCAUUGAAGAUUUUAGAUUUAUCCUCAUGUGAUUCUACAUCGGACAGAUUACUAAAGUCAGUUCAAACCAACGGCUAUCCGUUUCAAACUACACUUUCACCAAAUGGAAACAUUUUUGUUACAUUUCCCACUAGAGGAAUCUUAGCAAAGUUUUCAGACCGCGAAUUAAAACUCUUGGAAGAAAUCGAUGUCGGAAAAGACUGUAAAGCAAUUGAAUAUGUCAACGGAAAAGUAAAGACUUACCAUGGUGUUCCUGGGAAGGUUUUGGAUAUGGAUUGUACUACAAAUAAAAUUAUAAGGAGCACAGAUAUUUCUUACGUUUCUAAAGGCAAAACGCGAAUACUUAACACAUGGUACUCAGCUGUAAACAGCGAAGACGAGUCAACCAUUUUUACUUGUCAUGACAACAAUUGUGUGUAUAAAGUAAACGUUGAUGGAAAGGUUACAAUUAUUGCGGAAUCGGACAUUUUGAAUGCACCUCGUGGUCUGUGUAUGGUGGAUAAGAGAACCCUGGUUGUUUGCAGCACAGAGGGGAAAGCGCUUUACAGAGUACGGCUUGAUGGGAGUAUAUCGAAACUCGUAGACAAUCUCAGCUUUAAACCAAAGGCAAUAGCAUUUUGUAGAGAAACGAGCGAACUAGCAGUUGGUGGUCAUAGUGACUUUAUCCAUGUGUACUCAUUUAAAUUUUAA